AUGAUUACAAAUUUGUAUCUAACCAAAUUAUCUUUACAAUUAAAGGUUUAUGGCAAUUUGGCUCCAACUAGACAUAAGAAAUUAAAAAAUUUAAAUUUAUUUGAAAAAGAAAAAGAAAAAGAAAUUUAA
Molecule: messenger RNA, 129 nt
Organism: Dictyostelium discoideum AX4
Lineage: Eukaryota; Evosea; Eumycetozoa; Dictyosteliales; Dictyosteliaceae
Exons: 1
Coding region: 1-129 (42 amino acids)
Source: RefSeq, a predicted model, not a curated record